UUCAUGGCGCUUCCUCCUCCUGCCCUUUAGUUACAUUGUAUCUCCCUUACUGAAAGGAGCGAGGGAUCUAGGACUCAACUCAAGGAAAAAAUGAAUGAAUAUACGUGAAAAUGGACGUGCCGAGAUGUUGGAUUUAUCAUCCUGGAGUUUCAGAAAGACGUAUUUGAAGAGCGCUUUGAGAUUUAGAUCCUGCGAUGCCAGUUUCAGGGCAGUGUUUCCAUUUCUGAACGGGAUCUUUAGGAGUGUGAUGGCUGCUGGCCUUCCCUUUCUCUAGUUGCUGGAUGUGUUGGAAAGUGCACAGCUUUGGGAUCAUUUUUGGAAUUCCGUACGCAAAUCCAGAGGCAUUUCCACCUUUCUCUAUGGAAUGUACAUAAGUAUUCUCUGGAUAGGGGUUCGCGUGUGGGGGCAAAAUGUGGGUGACUGGGAAGUUGACGUCAAUACGUUGAGGCUACUGUUCUCCUUCUCCCCACACCCUGGCAGUCUGAGGAAUCAGACGUUACUGUGACAAACCUGGGCCGCUGGCACUAAAAUGUCCCUAAGUGGUGGCACUGCAGGCGGGAAAGGUGUGGACUCGAAUGCGGUGGACACUUACGACAGCGGUGAUGAGUGGGAUAUCGGGGUUGGAAAUCUGAUUAUCGACCUUGACGCUGACCUAGAGAAGGACAAACUCGAGAUGUCUGGCACCAAGGACGGAGGGGGAAUGGCAGCUCCACCUAGCGCAGUAGCGGCUCUGCCAGACAAUAUCAAGUUCGUGAGCCCGGUGAGCGCCCCUCAGGGCAAAGAGAGCAAAUCGAAAUCCAAACGCAACAAAAAUUCUAAAGACAAUAGCAGCAAGUCUCCAGCUGCGGAUGGAGCAAAAAAGGACCAUCAGGGACGGACCCAAGGGGAGGUUACUGGUGCGACAGGGAGUUCGGGAGGCGGCAACUCCGCUCCUGGAAAAGGCGCAGAGAAGGGCGCCAAGGCCUCGCGCGGUGUCCCCAACAGCAAAAAGGAGAAGGAAGUAUCGAGCGGGAAAAACAAGAAAGAAAAAAGCGAAAGCGGACCAGUUGCGGUCGUGGCAAUUGAAAAGGAGAUAGUAGCAAACGCUCAAGCAUUUGGAAGCACGCGCAACACGCCCUUUGACAGUACUCAAAAUGCAGACAUGGCUCUGACAGAGCAACUUGGGAAUAACGCUCUGGAAACUGUUGGAAUUGUCUCUCCGUUAGCUAUUAAAUCGGAGCCGGAGGAGCUUGACGGUGAAUGCAGAGCUUUGAAGAAGGUGAAGAAUGAAAAGAUGGAGUCUCCGGUCUCCACUCCGGCCCCUCCACCGCUUCACCUCCUCGCCUCUAUGGGAAACAGUGACAUCGCCUCACCUUGCGAGCAGCUUAUGGUGCGAACUCGCUCGGUGGCUGUCAACACAUCAGAUGUGGCCCUGUCCACUGAGCCGGAGUGCCUGGGACCCUGUGAGCCGGGCACCAGCGUCAACCUGGAGGGCAUUGUGUGGCAAGAAACUGAGGAUGGUAUGCUGGUGGUCAAUGUUACUUGGCGGAACAAAACUUAUGUCGGAACACUUUUGGAUUGUACCCGUCAUGACUGGGCUCCUCCAAGGUUCUGCGAGUCACCCACAAGUGACCUUGAAAUGAGAAACGGACGAGGCCGUGGUAAAAGAAUGCGACCCAAUAGUAACACCCCAGUCAAUGAGAACAGCAACUCAUCUGAUAAUAAGGGCAGCAACAACAGCAAGACCAGAGCAAGUUCCAACAGCAAGGGUCGGCGCGGAAGCCAAAACUCCUCUGAGCGCAGGACUCCACCCAAUAGCAACACAGAGGACAUAAAAGCCAGUCCCUCCUCAGCCAGUAAGCGUAAGAACAAGCCUGCAUCAGACAUGGAGCCCAACUCUAGUUCUGAGGAUUCUAAAGGCAACAAGCGUAUGCGUACAAAUUCAAACGGUGGAAUGACCUCCUCUGCACUCCCAAUUCCCAUCAUCAAAACUGAGUCCCUUCCUCCUCCGUUAGACCGAACCUGUCCCUCACCUGUACUGAUUGACUGCCCGCAUCCCAAUUGCAACAAGAAGUACAAGCACAUCAAUGGCCUGAAGUACCAUCAGGCUCGUGCUCAUAACGAUGACGAUAUUAAGUUGGACAUGGAUGGGGACAGCGAAUAUGGGGAAGAGUCCUCUCUCCACCCAGAGCCAGGAAAUUGCAACGGAGCUUCGAUUACACAGAAAGGCUCUCUCUCCCCAGCACGCUCUGUCACACCUAAAGGAAGAGGCUUUGAUGCUCAGAGUCCAUCUCCUUCUCCUGGAAAGUUUGGCUCCAAGUCAAAGAAAAAGAAUGGGGAUGGUGAAGCAGACGUUUGUGGCACACCUAUGGAGGGUUGUGAGGACGGGCCUUGCGUCACUGCUGAUGAGGCUAGCAAUGAUGGCAUGGAGGACAGGAAGUCCAAAAAGCCAAGCAGCAAUGUCAAGUCUGACAAGCUGUCCCAGAAGAAUAUGAAGUCUUCCAGACCCAUGCCUCCAUCCCUCCCUUCUCAGCAGAUGUACUCUUUGCAGCCAACGUCAUUUAGUGGUGGGAGCCCCAACCAUCCUCCAGGGAUGGCCAACAUGUUGCAAGGCAUCCCCAAGAGUCCCCAGCUAAAAGGCAUUCAGUCCAAAUUGGGUGUAACUGGGGACUCGUCGCCAAUUAAUCCAGCCUUGAGCAGCUCUAAGGACAAAAAGAAAAAGGACAAGAAAAAGAAAGAUUUGGGCAAGGAUGCAGACAGUCCCAAACUCCCAGGAAAGAGCGGGAAAACUGAAGAGGGGAAAAGCCCUUACUCUGAGUCCUCUGACCCAGGAAGCAGGAGUGAGGGUCAUCUCAAUGGCUCCACAGACCCUCAUCAAAGCCGCCUUGCUAGCAUGAAGGCAGAGGCGGACAAGAUAUACAGCUUCACGGAUAAUGCUCCCAGUCCAUCCAUUGGAGUGGCCAGUCGUGUCGAUAGCAGCGGACAGCCUCUCACUCCCCUUCAUGCCGUCACCCAGAAUGGUGCUGAUAGCUCCUCGGUAAAGACAAACAGUCCUGCGUACUCUGACAUAUCUGAUGCCGGAGAGGAUGGCGAAGGCAAAAUGGAAGGGGUCAAAGGUAAAACGGAAGAUCAGUCAGGCAGGGACGGUGCGAAGAAGGCACUAUUUCCCUCUCAGGCAUCCUCUAAGGAAUCUGCGUAUUAUGCUAACUAUGACAACUACUACUCUCCCAGUUACACCCACUCUAGCCCCGGUGGUGCCACUGCUGGUGGGCCUCUGCCGGACGGGCAAGCUGUGAAACUGAAGAAGGAAGAUGAGCAAGAAUCGCCAGAGGAGAAGACCAAGGUGGACGUGCAGGAUGAGCGCAAAGCUGAGGUCGCUUCAAGUCAGCCGCACCAGCAGCAAGCCUCUGUCAUUCAGCAGCGCUCUAAUAUGUACAUGCAGCCACUCUACUACAACCAAUACUACGUCCCCCCGUACGGAUACCCAGAUCAGGUUUAUCACAACCACCUCAUGAACACUAAUCCAACCUACAGGCAGCAGUAUGAGGAACGGCAAAGACUCAUGUCUGAGCAGCACAGGUCUGCUGAGAAAAAGCCUGAUUCAGGUGUAAAGGACAGGGAGGCCUCUCUGAAGGAGGACUGGAAACAGAAGGGCCCUGUUCCUCCAGGCCUAACAAAAGCCCCCAGCCUUUCAGACCUGGGAAAGCCACAGGCCCCUGGCAAGCAGAGAGACACUUCCUCCGAACCUGCCAAGUCAGUCAUCAUCCCUAAAGGGGAGGAGGCCAAGCUGCAGCCACAGCAGGCUGAGGGGCUUAAAAUGAAGCUCAGUGAAGCUGGCCAUCAUGGAAAGGAUGACUCAAAGGCAAGUGUGGAGUCUGCCAGGCUGGGUAUGGAGCAAGCCAUGUGGUACAGACAGUACCCUGACAGUCAGAGGCCGCCGGAUGAGGACCGAGAUCGGGAGCGGGACAGAAAAGGCAAAGAUGAGAGGCCUAGGCCGAAAGACAGCAGCUCCAAAGAAGAUAGUAAAGAUGGAAUUGAUGGUUCAUGUCCUCCCAGCGCUGAGGACCAGCGAAGCGGAGGGAAAGAUUCCCGGCCCAACACUCACAUACCUUUCAGCUCCCCUUUAGCACAGCACCAACCCUACCUGCAUUACAUGCAUGGAUAUCCUUUUGGGCAAAGCUACGAUCCCAGCCAUCCUGGAUACAGAGGCAUGUCCUCCGUCAUGAUGCAGAAUUACCCAGGGUCCUAUCUGCCAGCGGGAUACCCUUUCUCCCCUUACGGCAGUAAAAUGGGCGGUGGAGAGGAGGGAGAGAAAUCUCGCUCCAGCCCCACAGUCAGCAGCAAGUCGGCUUCAGAGUCCAAAGCCUUGGACAUACUACACCAACACGCCAACCAGUACAAGAGCAAAUCGCCCACUGUUGCCGACAAGCCCUCCCAUGAAAGGGACAGAGGAGCAGAACGAGAACGGGAAAGAGAGAGGGAUCGAGAGAGGGAGAGAGACAUAGAUCGACCACGUUCAUCUCCUUCCCAACGCAUCAUGCCACCCCAUCACCACCUAGGCUAUCCCCUUGUAGCCGGGCAGUACGAUCUGUCUUAUGCCACAGGCCUUUCAUCGUCAGCAAUUGUUGCAAGUCAGCAAGCCUCAGCCCCUUCCCUGUACCCACCAGCACGGAGGUGAGAAUGGGAAACCUGAUUGUCUCGCCCUUCUUUACAAAUAAUCAUGUGACUGGAUCACAUGGGGAAGUAUAUGGAGUUCAUUUAGACAUCAGUUGAAUGGUGUUUCUAUAUUUUUAGUUUUUCUGCCGGAAUGUGUGGCAGAUUGAUGUUUUCCUAGUAUCUGUACCUCGUACCCCACUACAGACUGUGAGACCAGGUUCAAAGCCAUCCUGCCCUGCUCAAAGCCCAGCUGGCCGCUGAACUAUGCCUGUGAACUGGUGAGAAAUGACCGAAAAGCAAGGACUGUCGUUCCGCUCACCCUGCAGGCCGUGGCCAGACGAGAGGCGAGGACUCGAGGGGACAUAAGAACACAAAGACUGAAAAUAGUUUUAUCACACUGAGAUAACUAAAAUUGUUUCCCUUUUUUAUUUUAGUUGGCAUCCUCACUGAAAAAAAAGAUCAGUUUGACCCACGGUUUUUGAAUGGAUGUUCUCUAGAUACCACCAGUGAAAGCUGCAGAUAUUAUCUAGCGUUGUCUCAUAACUCUGUCUUUCCGAAAGUGGUUUCGGCUCUCAUCGCCACAUGCCUCAAGACUGCUUUUUUUUCCUCACGAUUUUUCUUUUCUGUCAUCAGCAUGGUUCCGUGUAACGAGAAUGACAUCUUUGAUGUUUUAUUUUGUCGUUACUUUAUUGUUCAUGCUGUUUUUAGACAUGUUCAGCAGUACCAUCCAGCCUCUCGUGGACUAGCAAAUCCAGGAAAGCGUUUUAACAAGCAUGACUGCCCUCACACAGCUGCUUUCAGCGCGAGACAUUUCACUUCCAGGUUCAUUUGCGAUAUAUAAUUUCAGCGAGCACUGUUCCGUCUUUCAUUAGAACAUCACUGGUGAGGUCCGUUUACUCCAGGGAAUUCUCUUCAGUUCCACUUGGUUAUCCUUCAACUUGAAUCCGAAUAUCCUCGUUCCUACCUUGGCUACCUUACCUCAUCGCGAACAGAAUUUCCGAUUUAUGGUUCUUAAAAUGGAUGUUUGUUAAUGUACAAGGUAUAGUAAGUUCUUUUAGAGAGAGACGCUUACGUGGUGGUAUGGGGUGCGUGACACCAGAGGCCCAGUAGUUUCGUUCCAAUUGUUCUGAAGUUCUUGCAUGGGGCCGCUCUCUAUCCCUGAACACUUGUUGUCGAAGUGUUGUGGUAACUCCAGCGUGUUUUCUGAAAACCAAGUGAGCGCUUGACCCAAACAUGCUUUCAUAGCCCAUCAUGCUCUGUGUAUUUCAUGUGUCGUCCAGCAUGGUGUACUAUAGCACUAGAAAUGUGAUUUCAAACGGUGUCUCCUCAGGCCAAGCAAACUUUGGUUUUGCACCAAACGCUGUCGAUAUUCUUGGUUGCGCACACUAUGUGAUGUCUGUAUAUGAUGUACAGAGGAGCUGUUUUAAAUGCAAUCAAGAAACCAUCUGAUUACUUUUUGUUUUAAAAAUCUCUCGCUAGGGUGUGUUUUUCUUUUCCUCUUUGGUGUUGUCCUCUGCUUUAUCUUCCAUGGCUUGCUCUCACGAUGCUUGCUGGUUUUUUAACAUUCACUAGGUCCAUGAAACUCUUAAAUGAGUCUUGGGAGUCUCUCAAUCCAGAAACGAAACUAGACGCAGCUCUCGGUGGAUCUCAGGCAGUUUCCUGGUCAUUUGCUGCUGAAAAUUCUGAUUCUGAAUCAUUUUCACACAAUUCGAGCAGGUAGAUUUUAACAGGCUCUAUUGGAAUGAAAGACAAAAGACGGGUUCGGUUGACUCGGUUGCACUCCCUCUCAUGUGUAAAGUCACGUCAACAACAGUAAAGCACCAUGGUACACUCAAUACUGAGAGAAAUGGGCUUUACGUUCCACAUCCAAUAUAUUCAUCAGUAUGCCAUUUGAUAUUAGGUACAUUGGGAUGUUGGGAGCCAUACAGAACAACUUUCUGAAUUUUCAACAGUUCAAACCUGGCAAUUUUGGAAUUUUUUUUAUCGUAUUUUUCUCAUUUAAGAAAGAUUCUCAGUACGGAUCAUGAAAAUUGUCAUGUGCAUUUUGUGCUAGUUUCAAAUGGUGCUCAGUUGACAUGCUUUGAUUUGUUGGAAAGAGGAUGCAGUGCACUAUUGCAUGCUUUGCAUCAUUUACACGAUGAACUACCACCUCUUUCCUGUUGCGCUUCAUCCCAAGUGUUUCCCAAAAGACAAUUUAUCACCAAGUAUCAGGCCCCGGUACUUAAAGAAUGUUUACAUUUUUUUUUUUUUUAAUGGCUUUGUUUGGAUUUUUUUUUUUUUCUGUAUCACCCAAUUCCUCCUGUUCUUUCUUGGACUGUUUCUCUUAUGUAAAGUGUACAUUACCAUGUUUCUUUUUUUUAUACAAUACUGUAACUUGCCUUUGUACAUUUAGGCAAAAAAAAAAUAAAU
Molecule: messenger RNA, 7044 nt
Organism: Labeo rohita (rohu)
Lineage: Eukaryota; Metazoa; Chordata; Actinopteri; Cypriniformes; Cyprinidae
Gene: znf609b
Product: zinc finger protein 609b
Exons: 9
Coding region: 530-4657 (1375 amino acids)
Biological process (GO): regulation of transcription by RNA polymerase II
Cellular component (GO): nucleus
Source: RefSeq, a predicted model, not a curated record